Struthio camelus australis is the source of this 1063-nucleotide messenger RNA. Lineage: Eukaryota; Metazoa; Chordata; Aves; Struthioniformes; Struthionidae. The record is from RefSeq and is a predicted model, not a curated record.
AUGAUUGGUGAUAUUUUUAGGCUCAAAUCCACUGAUUUUUCUGUUGUAAAAGCCCCUUUGCUGACAUACUCGUCGUCAUCAACCGCUGCGUUCCAUUUCUUACUCAAGGGGUUUGUGAAAGUUGUCAAGAAUAAGGCCUACUUCAAGCGAUACCAAGUGAAAUUCAGGAGAAGAAGAGAGGGAAAAACUGAUUACUAUGCCCGUAAGCGUUUGGUGAUUCAAGAUAAAAACAAGUACAACACCCCUAAAUAUAGGAUGAUUGUGCGUGUUACCAACAGAGACAUCAUUUGCCAGAUUGCCUAUGCAAGGAUCGAAGGUGACAUGAUCGUUUGUGCUGCUUAUGCCCAUGAGCUGCCAAAAUAUGGCGUGAAGGUUGGUCUGACCAAUUAUGCAGCAGCAUACUGCACGGGUCUGCUGUUGGCACGCAGGCUUCUGAAUAAAUUUGGCCUUGAUAAGAUCUAUGAAGGCCAAGUUGAAGUGACUGGUGAUGAAUACAAUGUGGAAAGCGUGGAUGGAAAGCCUGGUGCUUUCACAUGCUACCUGGAUGCAGGUCUUGCCAGAACUACCACUGGAAACAAAGUCUUUGGUGCUCUGAAAGGUGCAGUGGAUGGUGGUCUAUCCAUCCCUCAUAGUACCAAGCGUUUCCCUGGUUAUGAUUCUGAAAGCAAAGAAUUCAAUGCAGAGGUUCACCGCAAGCAUAUCAUGGGCCAAAAUGUUGCAGAUUAUAUGCGUUACCUGAUGGAGGAGGAUGAAGAUGCUUACAAAAAACAGUUCUCCCAAUACAUAAAGAACAAUGUAACGCCUGAUGGGAUGGAAGAAAUGUAUAAAAAGGCCCAUGCUGCUAUACGGGAUAAUCCAGUCCAUGAAAAGAAACCCAAGAGAGAAGUCAAGAAAAAGAGAUGGAACUGUUCCAAGAUGUCCCUUGCCCAGAAGAAAGAUCGCGUUGCUCAGAAGAAGGCUAGCUUCCUCAGAGCCCAGGAGCACGCAGCCGAUAGUUAAGAUGACUUCCACAAUUUUCUAUCAAGCUUUGGAAAAAGUGACAAUAAAUUUAUUGAGUAAGCAA